AUGACGGAUAGCUCCAUCACCAUACUUAUUCAAACGAUUGGUAAAGUUACGUUAUAUGUUCCCUAUGCGACAAUUAUUCUAGGAACCAUCGGUGCUUUGUGCAACGUCCUAACUUUUUCAGCUAAAGAAUUACGGCAGAAUGCAUGUGCGUUCUACUUUCUAUGCUCUGCUGUAUUCGAUCUUUUCACGUUGUUAAUCUGUGGUGUAUUGAGAUUAUUAGUCGACCAUUAUUCGUAUGUACUACCAAAUCAAUCCGAGGUCUUUUGCAAAAUGCGUGUUUAUCUAACGGCUGUUUUCCCGAUGUUAUCAACGUCGUGUAUCGUUUUGGCAUCGGUCGAUCGCUGCUUGUUAACGUCAGGUUCGAUGCAAUGGCGUCGUUGGACGACAAUCAAAGCAGCCCAUCGUUUGCUGAUUAUCUCUGCUAUCAUUUCCAUAGUUUCACCAUCACAUAUGCUCAUAUAUUACGGUUUUUAUACACUGAACGGAGUUUCAAAUAUAUGCGUUUCACGACCAGGUGUUUAUUCGACAUUUGUAAGUUUAUUUUUAGUGAUAUGGUUCACACUUAUACCGUAUACAAUCAUGUUUAUCGCCAGUAUGACGACGUUCGCUCAAAUAAGAAAAUCGAAAGCCCGCGUUAUGCCAUUUCAGCACCAACACCACCGCAUUGAUCGUUCGUUAAUCGUCUUGAUGUUUAUACAAGUGAUUCUUAGUAUGACACUGUUAUCAAUGCGCACUGCGGUCAUCGGUUACCAGUAUUUAACAAGAGAUAUUUCGAAAGACAGUAAAUCACGUGCUAUUGAAUCAUUCAUGUCACAAUUGGGUACAGUGAUGUAUUAUAUUAAUUAUGCCAAAUCAUUUGUUUAUGUACACUUGCAACAGAAUAGAACCGGAAUUUCGACGUCAACUAUUGCUGCCUCACAAAAACGUGUCAACGGAGUUAUACCUAAACAUUAG
Molecule: messenger RNA, 954 nt
Organism: Adineta ricciae
Lineage: Eukaryota; Metazoa; Rotifera; Eurotatoria; Adinetida; Adinetidae
Source: the annotation of a GenBank genome assembly